Molecule: messenger RNA, 3709 nt
Organism: Sceloporus undulatus (fence lizard)
Lineage: Eukaryota; Metazoa; Chordata; Lepidosauria; Squamata; Phrynosomatidae
Gene: ZNF574
Product: zinc finger protein 574
Exons: 2
Coding region: 313-3015 (900 amino acids)
Source: RefSeq, a predicted model, not a curated record
GCUGCUGGCGCGUCCGGCUGGGACGAGGGCGCCGAUUGGGCGAGAAGGCUGAGCAAGGAGGGCGCUGAUUGGUCGGGCGCCGCGGACCAAUGGAGAGGCGGCUUGCUGAGCUACGCGGGGGGGGCGGCGGCGGCGGGUGAGCGAGAGAGAGAGCGGAAGAUAGGGCGGCCUGAGGGAAGGAAGGAAGGGCUGGCGAGGGAAGGAGGAGUAGCCCCGGGACGGGGAGAGCGGGAGGCCGCGCGGUGCGUUGCCUCCGAAGGAGGCCCAGGAAGGAAGGGCGGCGGAGAGGAAGGCCAGGAGCUGCCUUCCGCAAUGGCCGAGUCGCCCGAAGAGACGCUUGUGUAUGUGGAGCACCGCUACGUCUGCUCAGAGUGCAGCGAGCAGUUCAACACUCUGGAGGAAGCGCUGGUGCACCAGCAGACCCACAUCUGCCCCCAGGACCAGCAGUAUGAGGUGGUGGGGCUGGCCGAGGCAGGGCUGGUGGCGGGUGGCGAGCCUGGCCUCUAUCAAACCCUGGCGGUCCAGGAAAGCCAGUACCAGUGUUUGGAAUGUGGGCAGAUCCUCCUCUCCCCGAGCCAGCUGCUGGAGCACCAGGAGAUGCACCUCAAAAUGGCCAGCCAGGAGCCGGAACGCUUGGCCAAGCCCCUGAGCUCCAGCCAGAUCCACUACGAGUGCACUGAAUGCAAGGCCCUUUUUGCCAGCCAGGAUGUCUGGCUUGCCCACCGCCAGACCCACCGUAAGCCGCUGGAGCUGGCCACUUCUCCUCCCCAGAGCCGGGCCCGCGUUAACCUGGAACAUUCGUAUCGGAAGCCCGAGGAGGGGGCUAUGCCCGUUGGAACCAUGCAGCUGCUUCUCUAUGAGUGUGGCGAGUGUUUCCAGCUCUUCCAGUCCAGCGACUUUUUGGAGCACCUGGCCACCCACCAGGUGAUACAGUCGUCCCCGGGAAGUUCCCUGGCAGCAGAACCGAAGGAACCAGGGCCCCCGCCCGUCGUGACUGUGCACAAUGGAGUCGUGCCACCAAUGGCCCCCAGCAGUGUCACGGCCACAGAUCACAGCUACGAGCUCAAGAACAAUGCUGGGGAGCAGCCACCACGCAAAGCAAAGCAGGCUUCUAAGGAGCACCUGUGCAUGGAGUGUGAGCAGUCGUACCCUUCCGCCCAAAAGCUCCACCAACACAUGAAGAGCCACCGGAAGGGCACCUUCAAGUGCCCACUCUGCAGCAAGGUGCUUCCUUCCCCAGCCGCCCUUGAGAAGCACCGGGAGGAGCACAGCGGGGAGUCACGCUUCCUUUGUGUGGAUUGUGGCCUGGGCUUCGGCACAGAGGCUGUGCUCCUCUCCCACCGGCGAACCCACUCUUCCAACCCCCUCUACCGCUGCACAUGUGGGAAGACCUUCAUCAACAUGACCAAGUUCCUCUACCACCGACGCUCCCAUGGUGGAGGCAGCAGCAGCAGCAGUGGCACCCCCGCAGCUCAUGAUCUGCCUGCCUCUCCGGAAGAUCAGCCCAUGGAACAGGAGGAGGAGGAGGAGGAGGAAGAAGAGGGGGAUGAGGCACCCUCUGACACCCUGGAGCCGCUGGAACAGCAGGCAGAAAUGGUUCCAGUGGCCAUCAUCUGCUCGAUGGACAACAUGGGCAUUUCGGUUGAGGGCAGCGCCCAAGAGCAGACGCUGGAAGAGUUCCAGUGCCAGAUGUGCAGCAAGGCUUUUACCAAGAUCAGUCAGCUUUCGCGCCACCAGCGCUUUGCACAUAAGAUGGAACGGCGCCACAAGUGUCUGACCUGCGGGAAGAUGUUCAAGAAGAAGUCCCACAUGAGCAACCACCUCCUGACCCACACUGGGGAGCGGCCUUACCACUGCAAGGAGUGCGGCAAGAGCUUCAAUUCGCCAGCCAACCUCCAGCGCCAUCGUUUGACACACACAGGGGAGCGCCCCUACCGCUGUGACAUCUGCCAGAAGUGCUUCACCCAGUCCUCCACCCUCCAGCAGCACCUCCUGGUGCACAGCCGCCACUACCCCUACAAGUGCCAGGAAUGCGGGAGCGUCUUCCAUCGCCCCUACCGCCUGCUCAUGCACCGCUACCACCACACGGGCGAGUACCCCUACAAGUGCCAGACAUGUGGCCGCUCCUUCCUGCUCCGCCGCCUCCUGGAGGUCCACCAGCUGACCCACACUGGCCAGCAGCCCCACCGUUGCACCUCCGGCUGCGGGGCCGCCUUCGUCUCUGCUGAGCAGCUGAAGGAGCACAAGUGUGGCAAGAUGAGCCGCCAUUUUGAGUGCUCUGUCUGCGGUAAGAAGGUGGGCUCCACCGCGCAGCUCAGGGCCCACGAGCGACUCCAUGGCAACAUUGAUGCCCCUGCAGGAUUCGAGCCUGUGGACGAGCCCCCGGUUCUGGGUCUGCCUCCACCGCGCCCCCGCCGUCCCGCUUGCUCAAAGGCCUUUGAAUGCGGGGACUGCAAGAAGCUCUUCAGCACAGAGACCUCACUGCAGGUCCACCGCCGCAUCCACACCGGCGAGCGCCCCUACCCAUGCCCAGAUUGUGGGAAGGCCUUCCGGCAGUCCACCCACCUCAAGGAUCACUUGCGGCUGCACACUGGGGAGAAGCCCUUCAAGUGCGAGGAGUGUGGGAAAGCCUUCACCAUCGCCGUGCGCCUGGCCGAGCACAAGCGCAUCCACACGGGAGAGCGCCCCUACCACUGUGAUGCCUGUGGCAAGGCUUACCGCUCCUUCUCCAACCUCUGGAAGCACCGCAAGUUGCACCAGCAGCAGCGCCUGCAGCAUGAGCAAGAGGUCAUGGCGGAGGCUAUCGCAGCAGCGGCAGCCGCAGCGGCUGCUGCCACCAGUACCGCCACCAGCGCCACCACGGCUUCCUCAGCACCCAGCGAGCAAGUCUAUGGCAACACGGUCACCAUCAUGGAGACCAUCCCUGUAGUGGAGACCAUUGAGAUCUAUCCUACCGAGGGGGGCGUUCACUUUGAGAACAUCCAGGUGGAAAACGUCCAGAUUGGGGGUGUUUGAGUGGGGCUGGGGGGAGCGAGGUGGGGCAGCUGGCCACGUGACCUGGACUGGGAGCCACUGCUCCCCAGCUCCCCCUUCAGGGCCUGGGUGGAACAGCAACACCUCUUCUCCCUUCCUUUAAACCCAAGGCACCUGGCCUGCUCCCAUUGCUGGAAUGUGGUGGCAUCUUGAUCUCCUUCCCCGGUUCUGUAGGUGAACUGGGUGCCGUUUCCAAGCCCCCUCCUCUGCUCUGUCCCACCCACUCGCAAGCCCCACAGACAGAAAAUUCACUAGGCCAAGCGCGCUGGGGCCUUGAGAGCCCCACUCUCUGCUGUGGGCUCUGGGGUUCCCAGUCCAUCUCUUGGCCGUGUGAAAUGGGGCUUUUCUUUUGGGAGCUGGCCGGUUCCCCCUCCCAGGAAUGCUUGCCCAAUAGCAGCCUUUGCCACAGCUCAGCCCCUCGGAUCCCGAAUGGUUCCUGGCUUCCUUUCGCUGCAGGGGAUCGGUCUGGACUGCAACUGCUUCUCGGCUGGGAUUCCUCUCUCCGAGGUGGAGUUUUCUUCCGGUUUGCUGUUGGUCCCCUGCCAGCCAGAUGCCGCCUCUCCUAUGGUCCAUAAUAGCUUCCUUGAUUUGGUUUCUUGCUAACUGGAUUCAUCCCCACAGCUGCGGGAAGAUUUUGUUACUUGGUAUUAAAAUUAAAAACAACAUUGAAGCACUU